UCAGUAAUACUACUAGCGCGGUUCCCGUACGGAGUCACGGUUCCGAGUUGGUCGCGGUCGCGUAGCAAAAUUCCAUCGCGACGUUUGACGUUUCUCGGCGCGAGUGUGAGGAGGAGGAGUGCGCUUCACGAGGAUUACAGAAAGAAACGUGUCGUUCCCAGUUUGUAUUUCACGUUUUAUAGUUUGAUGCGGAAAAUGAAAUCUCGAGCUGUCAAAAAAUUGGAAGAGAAAAGUAUUACUUAAUGGAGUGUGGCUGUGGCAUAGAGCGUGAGCUUCAAUCAACCAAGAAAGUGCCUCGAUUUUGAUAGUGAACGAAGAAUCACAUCUCGCACCAAUACAGCGCCGCGCCAAGUGUGCGUGAAUGGCUUAGCGAUCUUUUUCGGCGGGUGUCAAAUUUUUAGAGGUUGUGCAAGUGUCACUGCAUGGUUGAGAAUUUCGCCACCGGCGGCGGCCAGUGUUGUGAAAAUGGGCACAAAAGAGAAGAGUGCAAACAGAGGCAGAAAAAAAAUCCGCUAAAUCAGCUCUCGGCACGACGACAACAACGGCACAGUCGAAGAAUACAAUUUUCAUGAAAAAUGGAUAGGUUCAAUGACACGAACGCCAAACAUACACACACACAGAGGCACAUUGAGAGGGGGGAGGCAGUAAGAAUAAGGGGGGCCGAGCAAGAAGUGUACAAAUAUAAAUAUAUACAUAUUGGUUUGAUGCACACUCUCGUAUAUUCUUGAAUGACUCUGGGGCACUCUCUUAAGGGGGAUCCCCCAACCGAAGAAAGAGAGCGAGAACGCGCGCGAGCUCCACUUGUCAAAAUCUCAACAGGAAAGAACGAGACACCGCGACGUAACUCAGCGCACGAGGGACCCCCGAAAAGUGGGGGCCCCCCAAAAAAGUUCGGCAAGGUCACUCACUUGGGGGCACCACGCGUUUGACACUCACCUUUGGGAGCGAACAAAAAAACCUCAUCAUCAGAGGCUCAAAUCGCCGAAAAUCGCGGCAGCGCGCAAUUGACAAUCGCGAUCGACGGCGGUUCGAGCCCCGAUGGUGGCGAGAUUUUUUGUUCAAACCUUUCAAAGGUGACCCCAAGUGAACCGGGAAGUGUUGGUGGGAUUCGGUGUUUGUGUGUGUGUGCGGCGUGCAGUGCUUCUGGCGCAAUAUUUUUACAGGAAAUUUUACGCACCCCUACCGCAGGAAGAAGGAUCUAUCAGUGAGUGUGUUGUAACAGUGCACGGAAAUCGGUGUAAAUCUUACAUGGAAAGUGAUGUAAAGCAAGCGAAGGCAUGAGCUGAGCCGAGUUCGAUGCUCCCGAGAAACGGAGAAGAAUCAACAGCGGUUGAAGUUAAAUGUUUCGUCUGUCUAUGUAAAUGUGCGUGAAUAUUUACUCAAGUGAUUAGAGAGCAGCGUGUAAAUGUAAUAGUUUGAUUAGCACCUGACGGGUCAAACCCAGGGAGAAAAGGCCUUUGCUGCGUGAGCAGCAGCGUGAAAAGUACGGUUUCGAAAAAGCUGUGAGAAGAGGAAAAACGAAUCCAGCAAAGUUCAAUAUCAGUCAGAAUUAUAAAUAUUUAAUCGCCGUUGAAAAAUAACAUACAAGUGUGCUGUAAAAACAAACCCACAAAAAAAAAACAAAUUGAAAUUACAAAUAACCGGGAGUUGUCCAAAACCGACAACGAAAAAAAAAACAAACCACACAAGUUUGCACCCGAAAAAAACAAACCGCAGCGCAGAGUUUAAUUAAAAUCGAAAUUUACAUAAAUUCGCAGGAAACUUGAGUAAAACUCAAAGAAGAAUAGUAAGAAGAACAAACUCACUGCCACCACCACCACAGCGAAAAAAGCCGGCACAAUUCGUCCACCGGCCCUCACAAUAACCGGAUUAGUUAAGAUGACUGUCGAGUGCAUCGAGGAUCUGUACCCAACCUAAUCCCGACCCGUCGUGCACUGUUAGCUGGUCUACUUCCGGCUGCACAAACCUAGCAAGUGUGUGUGAGUGCGAACUUCAGGACAUCUCGAGCCUCUCCGGAGGAGGCUCGUACAAGUGUGGGUGCGUGAGUGUGUGAGCGGGUGCGUGCGUGCGUGAGCAAUGGAUAGUGAGUUCACCGAGUUCUUCAACCAGACCUGGAACAGCAAAUUUCAAGGCAAUCGACUGGGCGAUGGAGCUGCGGGAGCAGCUGCUGGUUCUGGAGGAGCAAACGGAAACGGAAGUGGCCUCGGCAUGUUUGGGGGAGCCUCCGCGGCAGCGAUGGCCGCCGCCCCAAAGUUGUCCUCGCGGUUGACCCAGCAACAACAACAGCAACAACCCCAGCAACAGCAGCAGGUUCCUCUGCAGCAACAGCUGCAUCAACUCCAGGGAGGAUCCGCUCGGGAUAACCUGCUGGCCGACACCCGGAUGUUCCUCAACGAAAUCGCCAAUAGCCACAAAAACCAGCAACAGCUCCAACAACAGCAACAUAAUCAAAACAACAACAGUAGAAACCUAUUUACAACAACUUCAACAAGCAUAGCAGCUGCCGCAACGACUGAAUUACGUGAUACAAAUCUAGGGCCUUUAAGAAAUAACAGUAGCAGUAGUAGCACCAACAACACUAGUAGCAGUAACAACAACAACAACAACAAUACCAGUAGUAAUAGUGUCAACAAUAGUCAUAGCUUUCCCCGUGAUAACCGAGAGUUCCCAAAGCUCAGCCAUAGACUGAUGCAGCCGCUCAACAGCGACCACUCCACUUCCGCCGGAAGUUCGACCUCCACGGCGGCGGCUGCAAACCGACCCUCGACAACCGCGCACUCCUCCUCCUCGUCCACGUCCACGAUGAACCAGCAGGACUUUAACGCGUUCUGCUCCUCGUUGACGGCCGCGGCGGCUGCAGCGUCGGCGGCGGCGGCAACGGCGGCCUCCACGAGUGAUCUGGCCGCCGAUAGUACGACGCCGCCGCCGCAGGGUAUGGGAGGAGGCGGAGGAUCGGGACAGGGUGCCAUGAGUACCAGUAAUCUGCUGGCGGCCGCAGCGGCUGCGGCUGCGGCAGCCGGAAACGGGGACAUGGGGAUGGCCGGAGUGGCCGGAGCGGAUCUGCUGGGGGCGCUCGGUGCGCACUCGCACGAAAAGAAGCCGCCGAACUCGAUCAGAGCACAAAUCGAGAUCAUCCCCUGCAAAGUGUGCGGCGACAAGUCGUCCGGGGUCCACUACGGUGUGAUCACGUGCGAGGGCUGCAAGGGCUUCUUCCGGCGGUCGCAGAGCUCCGUCGUCAACUACCAGUGCCCCCGGAACAAGCAGUGCGUGGUGGACCGGGUCAACCGGAACCGGUGUCAGUACUGUCGACUGCAAAAGUGCCUAAAGCUCGGGAUGAGCCGCGACGCGGUCAAAUUCGGUCGGAUGUCGAAGAAGCAGCGGGAAAAGGUCGAGGACGAGGUACGGUUUCACCGGGCCCAGAUGCGUGCCCAGAGCGAUGCGGCGCCCGACAGUUCCGUGUUCGACACGCAGACGCCCUCGAGUAGUGACCAGCUGCACCACGGCUACAACGGUUACGCGUACAACAACGAGGUCGGCUACGGCAGCCCGUACGGCGGCUACUCGGCCUCGGUCACCCCCCAGCAGACGAUGGGCUACGACAUCUCGGCCGACUACGUGGACAGUACAACAACUUAUGAACCCCGAAGUACUACGAUAAUAGACUCAGAUUUCAUAAGUGGACACAACAAGGACGGUUCCCCGAACCAUCGAGCCAUCACGCUGAACGACAUCCGUUUGGCGCGAGUUCAACAGACUGCCACGACCACUUCCAACAACGGUCAGCAAUCGCAGCAGCAGCAGCAGCAACAACAACAGCAACAACAUUCCCAACAACAACAAAUUCAACAGCAGCAAACAGCAAUAUCCACGGCACUCCCAAAUCAAACCACCGGCAACAACAACAACAACAACAGCACAAAUAGUACAAUUAUCACCAUCAAGCAGGAGCAGCUUGCCACCGUGGACAGUAUCGUUGGGAGCUUUGUCGACUCGACGACGUUCCUGCCAUCGCCCAAUAGUCAGCAGCAGCAGCAGCAGAUGGUCAAUCCGAAUCUGGUGCAGGGAAAUCAGGGAUUGCCACAAACGGUCGUUUCUGGUUCAGAAGUUGUCACCGGAAGUGGACUCCGUCGAUCGGACUGUUGCCAACAAAAUCAGAACCCGGUGUCAACCGUCGGUGGAGGCGGAGGUGGUGGUGGAGGAGGAGGAGGAGGCACGGUGGAUGGUAUCGGGGCGGUGCCCCAUCAUCCAGCCAGUCAGAAUACGCCGGUGUCGUUCGGCGAGGACGACAGCUCGUGCGAUUCGCACUCCAAGUGGGCCGAAGGCGACAUCAACGACGUGUUGAUAAAGACCCUCGCGGAAGCGCACGCCAACACCAACCACAAACUGGACAUUGUGCACGAAAUGUUCCGAAAGUCACAGGACGUCACCCGCAUUCUGUACUACAAAAACAUGAGCCAGGAGGAGCUGUGGCUCGACUGCGCGGAAAAGCUAACGGCCAUGAUCCAGCAGAUCAUCGAGUUCGCGAAGCUGAUACCGGGCUUCAUGCGGUUAAGUCAAGACGAUCAGAUUCUCCUGCUAAAGACCGGUUCGUUCGAGCUGGCGAUCGUGCGCAUGUCCCGACUGAUGGAUCUCUCAACCAACUCCGUGCUGUACGGGGACAUUAUGCUGCCCCAGGACGUCUUCUACACGUCCGACUCGUUCGAGAUGAAGCUGGUGGCGUGCAUAUUCGAGACUGCCAAGAGUAUCGCCGAGCUGAAGCUGACGGAGACGGAGCUGGCGCUGUACCAGAGUUUGGUGCUGCUGUGGCCAGAGCGAAACGGAGUCCGGGGUAACACGGAAAUUCAGCGAUUGUUCGAGAUGAGCAUGUCGGCGAUCCGGCAAGAGAUCGAGGCGAACCACGCGCCCCUCAAGGGGGACGUGACGGUGCUCGAGAUACUGCUGAACAAAAUCCCAACCUUCCGCGAGCUCUCCAUCAUGCACAUGGAGGCGCUCCAAAAGUUCAAGCUCGAUCACCCGCAUCACGUGUUCCCGGCGCUGUACAAGGAGCUCUUCUCGAUCGACUCGCAGCAGGACCUGAUGACAUAACAGGAUCACCAGGAGC
Messenger RNA from Culex pipiens pallens (northern house mosquito), 5101 nucleotides. RefSeq names its product probable nuclear hormone receptor HR3 (gene Hr3). Gene Ontology annotation, molecular function: RNA polymerase II cis-regulatory region sequence-specific DNA binding; zinc ion binding; nuclear receptor activity. The coding region runs from base 2077 to 5085 and encodes 1002 amino acids. The transcript is spliced from 12 exons. Gene Ontology annotation, cellular component: nucleus. Lineage: Eukaryota; Metazoa; Arthropoda; Insecta; Diptera; Culicidae. Gene Ontology annotation, biological process: regulation of transcription by RNA polymerase II. The record is from RefSeq and is a predicted model, not a curated record.